AUGUAUGCCUGCGAAUUGCCUCCCUGCGUCUAUAAACUCCGUCAGGCUCUAAUCCUUGUAUUUUAUGUCUUGAUUGUACAUCAGGAUAUUCCGUUUAGAUCGGCACAUAAACACGACGGUUUUGCAAGAAGUGAAGAAGAGCCUGAACUAGACGCAUGCAUGUCUAUUGCCGAUACGAACAAAGAUCAAGCAUCGUGUGAUGGGUGCAUGGCUGUACAGCCGUGGGAUCAGCCAACCAAAAUCAAGGCAAGUCAUUCAAACCACAGGCUCUCUUUACUGCCAAUUAAACUGCCCAACGUGCUCAAAUGGUACGUUGUGUGA
This is a messenger RNA of Trichoderma harzianum CBS 226.95, 321 nucleotides long. RefSeq lists its product as hypothetical. The record is from RefSeq and is a predicted model, not a curated record. NCBI's taxonomy places the organism in Eukaryota, Fungi, Ascomycota, Sordariomycetes, Hypocreales, Hypocreaceae. The transcript has a single exon. Bases 1 to 321 code for a protein of 106 amino acids.